This is a messenger RNA of Closterium sp. Naga37s-1, 4545 nucleotides long. The record is from the annotation of a GenBank genome assembly. NCBI's taxonomy places the organism in Eukaryota, Viridiplantae, Streptophyta, Zygnematophyceae, Desmidiales, Closteriaceae.
AUGCCGGAGCCAAGCGCCGUGUGGCUGGUGGACAUCAGCAAGAGCAUCGAAUCCGCCAUUGGCGCUCUCGCUCGCGCUAACCUCGAUGCUAAGAGCCACAAGGGCAGAGUACAGCUUGUACUCGUUACAGUCACGGCAGGCAUAAGCGGGAGCGCGUCACCAGCGCACGGCAUGGCGGGGAAGAUGUCGUUCGCGCGGCAGCUGCAGGCACAGGCGACGCAGGCAGAGGAGGAAGAGUGCUAUCCGACCCCCGGCCGCAAGCAGAGCGCCGCAGACCUUGCCUCGCCCUCGACACGCCCCGCCAUAACGAUGCACACGGAGGCAGCAGAGGCGUGGGAGCGAGGGCUGUGCAUCGCAGCUGUCAAGUUCAAAGCGCAACGCCUCUACAUCAGCAACACGCCGCCGCCUAAGAAGGCCAGUCGGCGCCUAUUUCGGAAGCACGAGCCCGCGCCCAUCAUGGAUUUCCCUCUGGACCUCCUCCCCUCCACCUGCACGCUGCUCAUACCCAAGGCCGACAAGCUCAUCACGCUCCAAGGCCACCUCAACGCAUCUGCACCGUCCAUCGAAACCCUCCUCCUGAUCAACGGCCUCGGUGCGCCGUCAGCGCUGCACAACUUCAACGGCAGCAGAGGCCCGUCGCCGUCUCGCAAGGGCCUGCCGCCUCUCUCCCCUCGAGGCUUCACCCCCCGCCUCUUCUCCCCACGUACAGCCUCUCCCACUGAUACUAGUGACCCCCAGGCGGGGAACCCCCACCACCAGGCGAAUUCUUCUCUUCAAGGGAAUUCUCUUCAAGGAGUUUCCCACCGUGCGGAGGUGUAUCGGCCGGGGCUGCCGCCGUCGUCGCCAGCUGUCUGCUCCCCAUCCACCGCAGCAGCCGUGGCGUAUUCAGCAGCACUGGCCUCAGGCUCAACCGCAGCGGCUGGGAUGACAGGGAUGACAGGGGCGGCAGGGGUGACUGGGGUUGACCCGCGUGUACAGCCCCCGUCCCCACGCAUCCACUUCCGCCCCUUCAAUGUGUCCGCCUCCUUCGCAUCGCGCUCCAUCAAGCGCCGCAUCCCCUCUGCCUCCAUGCGCGCUGCCUUUGUGCGCCGCAUGCUCAGCCCCAGCGCCGCCCGCCGCGGCCGGGCAGCGGGAGCCGACGGCUUGGAUAGCGACGACAGCAGCAGCUUCGGCAGCGGAGGCGGCAGCACCCACUUCUUCAACCGCGCUAGAGGGUUCUCCCUCAGUGGCAGCUUUGGCAGCCACAGUGCAGCUGGUUUCGGUGCUGGCGCUGCUGCUGCUGCUGCUGCUGGUGCUGGUGCUGGUGCUGGUGCUGGUGCUGGUGCUGGUGCUGGUGCUGGUGCUGGUGCUGGUGCUGGUGCUGGCACUGCUGCUGGCGCUGCUGGUGGUGGUGCUGGUGGGGAGAUGCUGCGGGCGCGGCUGCAGAGGCAGAACUCGUUCUCCAAUCUCGAGGCUCUCAUGGCUGCUGGCACCUGCUCCGGCACCUUUGUUGUCGGCUCCGGCGCUCCUCUACUCGGCACUGGCGGUUACUAUGGUGACACUGAUUUCCCCACCACUGCGGCUGGUGCUGCUGCCGGUGCUGGUGCUGCCGGUGCCGCUGCCGCCGCUGUUGCAGCGGCUGGUGCUGCUGGUGGUGCUGGUGUGGGUGGUUUCAGUGGGGCUUCUCUGGCAGACGCAGUGCAGAGGGCGGCGAGGGCAGGGGCGAUGGCGGGUCGGGGCCGCAGCAUGAUUCCCCAGUCGGAGCCGCUGUGCCUGGGCAUGUCAGCUGCUGUUCUCAUGGAUGACUCAGAUGAUGAGGAAGAGGAGGAGGAGAUGGGGAGUGAGAGGGGGAGCGAGAGGGGGAGUGAGAAGGGGAGCGAGAGAGGGGAGGAGAGUGGCCAUGAGCAGGGAGGGAGUGAGAAGGCGGGGAGGCUGGGGGGUGCACCAUUCAACCUGCGCGCACGGCCACCCACGCCCCCCAAGUCCCCUGUGGCUCGGUCCAUGGCGAGCUGCUCUGUCAGCAGUGCUGCGAGCAUCCCCGAGCUGGAGGAGGGUGAGGACGAGGAUGAGGAGGAGGAGGAGCAGGGGGCAGGGAAGGAGGCUCUAGGACGUGCUGCAACGAGCUGCAGCUUGAGCACAGCACAGCACCCAGCCACACCACCCCCCCUUCACAGCUCCCCUCGCACGUUUCCCAGCCGCCCCUCUCCACCAUCUGCCCUCACUGCCCUCCCCAAUUCCCCCCUUACCCCCGCCUCCUCCAAGACGCCUACCCCUCAGGCACCCAUAGUGCUAUCUAUCCCAGAUCACCCUUUUGAAAUGGCCUCCAGCAGCCCUCGGUUAUCCUUGUCACCGUCCAGCCCCCAUGACCCUAUGCAAGCACCCACCACCCCUUGUCUGCCCAAGUCACCUGGUACCCCCACCAGCUUUCCCUCCCAAGCACCCACCACCCCUCGCCUGCCCAAAGCGUUUUCCAACCCCAACCCACCCACAACGCCCCCCGGUCUUGGCCUCACCAAAUCGUCCUCCAUCUCGGCCCUCGCCCAGCUGCCCUCCAGCCCUAAGGGUGUGUUGGUUGCCGUGCACAUGCCCUCCACCCCUCAGGGUGUGCUGGGGGCCGCGCACAUGCCCUCCACCCCUGAGGGUGUGCUGGGGGGCGCACACAUGCCAUGCACCCCUGAUGCCAUGCAGUUGCCCUCCACCCCUCGGCCUGUGCUGGCUCCUCUUGCAGCUAGGGAGAGGGAGAGGGAGAGGGAAAGGGUGAGGGGGAGGGGGGAGGAGGAGCAGGAGGAGGGCAUCACGUUUGUCACUGGCGAGUUCUCAACCAAGUAUUCCUCCUCCAGCAGCCUCUCAGCCUGGUCGCCUGCCCGUUCUGAGUCCAGCAGCGCCUCCCGCCUCUUCCGAACCGAAUCCCGAACCUCCACCGAGUCCCGACCCUCCACCGAGUGCCGCACCUUCUCCCGAGCCGAGAUCCUCCAGGCCACCGACCACUUCUCCCCGAAAACCAUCCUCACUAAAACCGUCCUUGGUACUCUGCACAAGGGCACACUCUUCGGCUCUACCGUCGCAGUCAAACGCCUCGAGCAUGCAAGCUCGUGCGAGGAAGAGGAUUUCCAGAGAGAAGUGAGCAUACUGUCCAAAGUUCGCCACCCGCACGUGGCCCUCAUGAUGGGUCAAUGCCCCGAGGAGCGCUGCAUAGUCUACGAGCACCUCCCCGGAGGCUCCCUCCUCGAGCGCCUCGCCAAAACCCCUGGCGCCAAGCCGUGGGCCCCGCUGACGUGGCACGACCGGAUCCGCGUGUCGUGCGAGCUGGCAGCAGCCCUGGUGUUCCUCCACUGCCACGACCCGCCCAUCGUCCAUGGGGACCUGCGGCCGGAAAAUAUCCUUCUGGACCGAAACAAGCGCAGCAAGGUGGGAGACGUGGGGAUAGCUCAGUUUGUCGGGCAAGGCGAGGUGCUGCCGGAAACGUGGCGUCUGUCCGGCUCUGUCGGGUACAUUGACCCGUCUGAGAUGCAAACCGGGGAGGUGACGGGGAGGAGCGAUGUGUAUGCGCUCGGGUUGAUAAUCCUGCAGCUCCUUCUUGGGCAGCCGAAUAUCCGCGCGUUGCACAAGCAGCUGAUGCCAUUCAAGCGGGCGGGGGGGGCAGUGGAAGCAGCGGUAGAGGAGCUGAUGUGCUGUUUAGAUCCUGCGGCUGGGAUUUGGCCGAGAAAGGUGGCGGAGAGGAUGCUGGCGAUGGCGCUGUUGUGCGUGCUGAACGAUGCUGAGGCUCGGCCGGACUUCGUGGGGUGUGUGUUUCCAGAGCUGAGGCAUGUGGGGCAGUGGGCUGAGGCGGAGAGGAAGAGGCGAUGUCCGGGGCAGGAGGAGAAGCUCAUGUGUCCUUUGAGCAAGACACGAAUUCAGGACCCUGGAUUUCCCCAUCCGCCUUCCCUUUCCCCAUCCCCUUCUCUUUCCCUAUCCCCCUUCCCUUCCCCCAUCCCCCCUUCCCUUCCCCCACCCCCCUUCUCUUACCACAUCCCCGUUCCCUUCCCCACACCCACGCACCCUUCCCCGAUCCCCCAUUUCCUAUCCCUAUCCCUCAUCCCUUCCCCGCAUCCUCCUUUCCCUUCCCCCAUCCUUCAUCCCUUCCCUCAUCCCCCGUUCCCUCCCCCUCUGCUAUCACCUUCUUUUCUCUUUCUGCUACCACCUCCCUUCCCCCUCUGCUGUCACCUCUCAUCCCGUGCUACCAGCUCCUCCCAUGCAGCCAACACUUUGCCAACCCUUCCACCUUUUCCCCCUGCUUUCACACACUAUUCCGCCAAGCAAUCACGUCCCCCCUUCCUCCCUGCCUCCUUUCUUUCCCCAUGUCAUGCCUCACCUCGCUUUCCUCCCAUGCCUCACCUCGCUUUCCUCCCAUGCCUCACCUCGCUUUCCUCCCAUGCCUCACCUCGCUUUCCUCCCAUGCCUCACCUCGCUUUCCUCCCAUGCCUCACCUCGCUUUCCUCCCAUGCCUCACCUCGCUUUCCUCCCAUGCCUCACCUCUGUUUUCCCACUUGUCUCCCCUCUGCUUUUCCCCUCUCUCCCCCCUGUUGA